This is a messenger RNA of Psylliodes chrysocephalus, 1026 nucleotides long. Lineage: Eukaryota; Metazoa; Arthropoda; Insecta; Coleoptera; Chrysomelidae. The record is from the annotation of a GenBank genome assembly.
AUGCCGAAUACACGUAAAAACAUUGAAUGUGAGGUGUUUGGAGCACCAACAGAACUUAAGUGCAACAUUCUUCCGACUUACGGCGAUGUUAUGAGAGCGUAUUUGCAGUACAGACAAAUAGGUAAAGACGAUAAUAAUGGCAAAGAUCCGAGUGUAAGUGAAGUCUCUAAAAAAGUUAUAUCUGCAUUGAAAACCAUUUCGGAAAAUGCUUCUUUACAAGUGUGUAAAUAUUUUGACUCCUGCAAAUGCAAAAUUAAAGUGCUUAAAACUGAACACGUUGACGUUAAAUUGACAAAGGUUUUAGAAAAACGUAUGCAAAGAAAGAUCAAAUCGAUAAAGCAGCUAGGGAACCAAAGCGAUCCAGAGAAAUCGGAGCUUGUAGGAAAAGUUACUGUUCUAGAUGCAACUUCCUCGCAGAUGGUCCAUCAACUUCAAAAGCAAGACAAAAGGAAACUUCGAGGAGUGGAUUUUAGAAAUUUGGCAGAGGCUUGCGAUCGAACUGAAGUUUCCGAUAGAUGUGCUUCCUUUUUAGCGAAUGCCGACUUGCAAAAUCUCGGCGUUGUCAGUAGGAACGACCCUUCAAAACUUUUAAACCGUAGUAAAUUGAGGAGAGAACGAAAGAGACGAAGUUCUGAGAUAAAAAAGGAAUCAACGAGAAAUUUGGAAAUUACAGGGCUCUACUUUGAUAGUAGAAAGGAUAGAACAUUACUGACGGAGAAAAAAGGAAGCACUUAUCAUAAACGGUACGUUUUGGAGGAACAUAUUGUUCUUAUUGCAGAACCUGGAUCUAUUUAUCUCGGGCAUGUAACUCCUAAUUCCGGCAAUGCUAAAGACAUAACAUCAAGUAUUAUGAAUUGUUUAAGAGUUAACCUAGGACCUGUUGACGAAAUUUCUGCUGUUGGUUGCGACGGAACUGUCGUGAAUACAGGUUUCAAGAACGGAGUUGUUAAGCAAUUGGAAAAAGCUAUUGGAUACUCGUCACAAUGGCUGAUUUGCCUACUGCAUGCCAAUGAACUUCCACUUUGA